Molecule: messenger RNA, 1779 nt
Organism: Ostreobium quekettii
Lineage: Eukaryota; Viridiplantae; Chlorophyta; Ulvophyceae; Bryopsidales; Ostreobiaceae
Source: the annotation of a GenBank genome assembly
AUGGCGCAGGCCGCAGCGGCGGGGAAAGAGGCAGCCAGACUGCAGGCCCGGCUUGCCUCCCUUCAGAGGGAUGCGUCGACGCUAAUUGACAGCCUCGCCUACCUUCGGGCGUCGGACGAGGAGGGCGACAGCGAAGGAUUGUCGGGCAGGGUGGAACAGGACUUGGAGGGAAUGCUCGACUGCCUGCGGGAGCUGGAGCUGUGUGCCGAUGGGCAGGAGACGGAGGAGGGAUCAGCACAGGUGGCCCUGUGGCUAAAAGAACACAAUACAAAAUAUGAGAGGCUAUGUCUCUCCUUCGAAGCCACAAUAUCCCAAGCACAGAAAAAAUCGCGGGCAGCUUGGUCACAGCGCAAGGCACUGCUGGGGCUUGGGGAAUCCGACACAGUAUCCCAAACAGUCAGAAACAAGCAAGAUGCUGAUGGAAGUGCACAAGACACAACAGAAAGCUUGGGGCACAAGAUGGAACCGAUGGCAUCACAAGUUGACCACAAAGGCAGUUCACUGGAGGUGAUUGAUGCCAGGACUGGAGAUCAACCAAAGGUGCAAAGAGAGUUGCAAUCACAUCGGGGACUACUCACAAAGUCAAAAUCCAUUCCAUCGCAUGGUGUCCUUGAGAAACUUGUUCUGUGGGGCGCAGGGCUGCUCCUUACCAUUGCCGCUCUGUAUUUUGUCACGCUGUACAAUCAGAACAGGGUGUUGGGCCUCACACCCGGGUUGGAGGGAGGUCAAGUCACAAACCCGGUUUGGUACGUGCUGUCUGCCAUCUCUCACCUGCCUUUGCAGCUGGGCAGCUCUGUGGCUCAGAACAGAACACCUGAGGACAUGAAGACGCCUCGUCAUCGCACAGAACGCCCUUUGUCUGGCCCAGAGUCUACAGACAAGGGCACCUCUGGCACUACCUCGAAGCCAGACAUGGCAGAGCAUCCAAGAAUUGAUGAGCGCAAGAAUAACGUGGGCCUAUCAUGGGGUUCUGGGCUGCAUGGGGUACAGAAUCAGACGCGACAAGACCUUGACAUGCAUGCACCUAAAUCGAAUGGUAUGCAGAGGUCGGAACCAGCCUGGGAAGCAGCUGACAGUCUGGUGGCUGGACACAAAAGUGCAAGGGAUCCACUUCCAGGAACUGCGGGAGCCGCGAUUAAUGAUGCCAGUGGCGGUGUGGGGGACUCGGCGGCACCACAGAAUGAAAACGAAAACGAAUUCAGGAUUGGCAGGGAACCUGAGGUGGACUGGAAGAAAACUGACACAGCGACCAUGGGGAAAGGUCGCAUUUCAGAGGGCGCCUAUGUCCUGUCAGGUGUCAGCCAUGAGGGCCACGUGCUCCUGGUUGGAGCUGCAGCGGGGGAUCAAAACAGCAAGGAUGGCCCCAAAAUUCCAGUGAGGACAGCAUCCAGAAUUCCAGCAGGCGGCACCUGCAGCCAACCUUCAACCACAGAUUGUGCUGAAGAGGUGCGGCCCUCAGCUCAGAUGAGCCAACAUGGCAGUGCUGGUCUGGAUUCAGUUGAACAACAUGAAGGUGUGCCUUUGGUUGAUGGCGAUGGCAAGUACGAUGACAAAACAAAGCCACGGACGGAACGCGAUCCCCCUCGGCCAGAAAAGAACGUGCUGAACAGUUGCAGUGGUCAUGGUGUUCAAGGUGCCAAGAUUGCAUCAACUCAAGGCGUGGCAGAUGCAAUGGAGGCAGCUGCCCAGCUGGAAGACACUGUGGGUUUUGCGGCCUAUAACGACCUGGACGUGCAACUGAAAGCCGAUGAGGCAGGGCGAAAAUGUGACGAGCUGUAA